UUUUUUUAAACAGCUGCAGACACUGCCAACCAUAUCACAGCGCUGAUAAUAAUCCUUAUUAGAUAGCUUUUUAUUUCUUUUUUUUUAAAUGUAUCUAACGACCAAAUAAUUCCUGUGUGUUAAUCAGAGUCAUAUUAAAGGACAUCUCCUGGUGUAUGAAAAUGUCUCUUCUGUUGCGGGCGCGAGACACGAGACAAGGAGCGGCAGCCAUUAUAGCAUCAGCACUGCUGGUGUUUACGGUCUCUUCUGUGUCCUCCAUGGAAGUGCUCGUGGCACAGCAGAUUAAUGCCCUGAAUGGCACCAUGGUAAAGAUCUCCUGCACCUUUACGUCCUGCUACAAACUGGACAUCAGCAAAUUUGCUAUGAACUGGACCUACCAGGAGACCAAAAACGAUACAGAGGAGAUGUUUAUGACCUUUAAGAACAGAAUAACUCCUUUGAGGACGGACCGUUUUGGGGACAGGGUAAAGUUUGCUGGAAACCUGGACAAAAAUGACCUUUCCAUUACCAUCUCAGACGUGCAGCUGUCAGACGAGGGGAUCUAUAAAUGUUCUGUACGCAAUCCUCCUGAUCGUGUCGAGGGCCAUGGCACUAUCCAGCUGUCUGUAGUCACCGAGUUGCCCCCUCCCAGAGACUCGACCAUCGCGGUGGCAGUCGGAGCAUCUGUAGGAGGGAUGCUGGCUCUGGUGAUCCUCACCAUGGUGAUCAUCAAGUGUGUACGGAGACAUAAGAAACAGGAGCUCAUCUCUGAUGAACAGAAGAUGGAGGAAGAGGGGAAAACAGAUGGAGAUGGAGGCACAGAAGAAGGAACCAAACAAAUUUAACAUGCCUAUGACCUGAAGGACCUAAACUUUGGUUGAGCCCUAUUCUUCACAUGCAGAAUGAUGUUUUCUUGAGCCAUCAUGCUGUCUCUGCAGCACUUUCCUUGGUAUGGAUCUUUCCUCAUUUGUGCAGACAAUAAACAAUCGGAUUUUUACUUUUUUUUUCUUUUUCUUUUUAACCGGAAAUCUCGGUUGCUAUACCUGCUAUACAUUCCAAGUGAGCCAGUGUAACGCUUCAGAUCAGGUUUCUAUUCUCCACUCUUCAGUGUAACUCUUAGAAUCUUCCACACAGUAUUUAUAGGAAGCGCACCACUUUUAAAAUGAUUUUUUCUUUAGUGUCUUCCAACCACUGCCAGUAUAUUCACAACGUGACUAUUGUUAAAGGUAAAGCACACUAUUCCUACUAUUGCCUAAUUGGUAGUAGUUUGAUUUUUAUAGAUGAUUCUGACGACUUUAUUUGUAUUUCUCGUCUGAUGCAAAAAAAAAAAAAAGUCCUCUUUCUCUUUGAGAGCCAAAUGUACCUACGAGUACAGAAACAUUCCAAAAAAAACAACCCACUUUGCUUUUGUGUUUUAAAUGUGUUUUGCUCCUUCUUUACCAAUGGAGGGUGUGUUUCUUGAAGAACUUUGUUAACGGAUACUUAAAUCAACACACGCUACUAGACUUUGUAUUCACAGCGAAGAUAAACUCCAACGACGGAUCAGAAACCGACACAGUGCAAAUAUUAUAACGUUAGCAUAGAAAUGAAUAGACGUUUAUGGAUAUCACUUAGUUAUUGAUGUACUUUAAUACUUUAAUACUUUGUGAAAAAGUUAAAAUUUUAACGUGGUUUGAUCUCAUUUAAGUAAGCAUUUAGCCGCGGGAGCUCAUUUCAUUUAGCGUUCGUCGUUAAAAUUUAGCACAGAAUUCACUAGCUUGUCUGUUGUAAAUUAUGUUAGACUUCGCUACCUAAUCUGACAUCAUGUACGUUAGCAUUCCAAAGCUAAUCGAUGGUAUUUUAGCUCAGCAUUAGUUUGCUAAUCUGUGGUAAUUUAUAUUAGCAUUUGCUAGCUAGGUAUUUUUUUAAAAUAUUAGUAUUCAUUAGCUACUCUAGUCUGAGGUAAUUUACCGUACAUUAGCUUUUGUUCACUAGUCUGAGGUAAUUGUAAGUACGUUUAAGUAAGGUUAUUUUACUUGGAAAUGUUAGUUGGGAGAAGUUGCGAAUUAACUAAAGUCUGAUGUAGAACAAAUCAUGUAAUAAAUCCUGUGAGAAUUUUACGUUUGUCAGAUCAUACCACAUCUUUCAUGGUCAGACAAGUUGGACAAAAUGAUUAUUAAGCAUAAUUAAUACAGUUCGAAUUAUGUUAGCACAAUAUUGUAUUAACAUAACUGCAAAAUGUCAGACACUGAAAGAUCUAUUUUACGGGUGAAGACCACGCCCUCGACUACUGAAAUGGAGAAAGACAGGGAUGGGAAUUUCUAGGAAUUUAAUUAAGAAGAGGUUAUAGGUUGAUGUGUGGUCCUUCGUCCAAGCUUCAGUUUUUUUCCUAACUUCAUUUUGCGAGUUAAAUAAGAUCUUAACUUCUUGUUAAGAUUGAAGGAGUGGGGGGAACUUUAAGUUUAGAUUAGAGUUCUGAUCAGCUACUUAUCUGGGCUAAAUUUAAAUGCUGGAUUAUGAGAGUCGGUUCCCCGGCCCUGUAUCUUGGUCUGGAUGUAGCUGUAGUGUGUCUACGAGAUGAGCCCAUGGAGAUGUACUGAUCUAGAAGUGUGAUCGGAAAAUCGCCGGAGGAGGUGUGAAAGGAUCCAAUUAAAGAGCUUCUUGGGGUUAAGUGCAGCCAGAUGGACUUGUAUAGUGGAAGGAUGAAAGCUGAGACUUGAGCUAGUGUGAUAGUGAAGGAAUGGCGUUAGGUCACUAAGUGGGGUGUCCUUAUAGACUGUGAAAGAAUGACCAAUUAUCAGUGUACUGAACGGCUGUCUGAUCAAACCACCGAAGGGCAGCAUGGACAAUGAGGCAUGGCUCCCGUGGGUUGAAGGCACGUCUGACUCAAGAAGGUGAUUUUGGCAUGUUGGAAAGAGAGGUUGUUCCAGCGUUGAAGGAGAAAUAAAACCUACUUUCUACAAAAGAUCGAUGUGUUAGUUAACGUGAGCCGGUAGACGAAUGACCACCAAAGACCAGUAAAGAGUUAUUUUAUAUUAUUAAACCAGUAAAGAUUGGCUGAGAUGACCAUUGAGCAGCAAAUUUAAGCUAGGGUGACCAUCAUAAGCUGGCAGAUUGCUGACCAAAAAAGACAACCUAGCUCUGUGACCACGCAACAGUUAAAGACCAUUCUUAAGAUGAAGCGAACAAACUACUUUAGGAACCUUACACAUUAUGAAACUUUUCAAGAAACGCACCCCAGAACGGUAUUUUAGCAGCAGUAUGUUCAACAAGUAAUUUUUUUUUUUUCCUAUUUGGUCUUCACAUAAUGACAUUGAAUUAUUCAGGGAAAAUUGCUGAGAUAGAACAUGUUCUAAUAUAUUUAGAUUAAAAAUUAUAUACAUAUAUAUAAUUUAUGUCUUGUAAUAUGUCUUGUAAGCAGGGUCCAAAUUGUCUUUUCACUCUAAUCGAACCACGCGAGAGUUCACUUGGAAGUGGCCUGAGACUAAUUUUAGUUUCUAAUUCUUUUCUAAACUAUUAGCAUCACUAAUAUAGAAAAAAAAACAUAUGUAGCUACUUCUUAUGUAAGUAACAGCACACUGCAAAAAUAUCAUCUUAGCAAGUGAAGAGAUCUUAAAUACGCUCAAAUUGAUCUAGUAUUUCCUAUUAUAAGAUUACAACAGAGCAAAUAUAAUAUUAUUAAUAAACCUAUUUCUAGACUUUCAAGCUUUAAAGGUUCUUAUUCUAUUGGCAGAGCAUUUCAUCUCUGUCUAGAAAUAAAUGCUAAAAAUGUGCCCAUUUGUCUGGCAAUAAUACGACUAUUUCAAGCUUGAAAUUAAUAAGCAUGGCUAAAAAUAUGAUUAAUAAUCUUAUAUUCGGUUUGUUGUAAUAUUAUAAUCGGAAAUGCUGGACAAAUCUGUCUAUACUCAAGGUAUUUCCACUAUAAUUUUUGUAGAAAACAAUAUUAUUGGUUAUCUAUAUUAAUGACUUAGCCAUUCAAAAGUAUGAUAAUCUAAUACACCACGCUGCUUGCUCUACAUGCAGUUUAAAGUCAAAUACACUCUUUAGUACAUAGUUUGGUAGUAAAACAUAAUCAAUAAAACAUUCUCAUUUCCAUAUCAAGAAAUAUUUCCUAGCUUACUACGGACUUUAGUACUGAAUAGUGGUUUCUGGCAUGUUUUGUAUCCAUCGCAUGUUGUAAAUAUUCCCUAAAAACUGUGCUGUGUUGAGAAGGAAUGACAAUAAGGCUUGACUUGACAUAGGAAGCUUGAUUUAGAUCACAACUCUUUAGCACCUAUUAUAGAAAUGAACAAAAAUAUAUAUUUAAAAUGAAUAACACAUAUAAAUAAAUGAGUUGUACUUUGAGCUGGACGAUUUAUUUUUAUAUAUUAGUUUUUUUUCUAGUUAUUGCAAAUAAUACUGAUGCAAGUAUUCCACUUGUUUCUGAAUUAUUGGCCGAAAGCUUAUAAUAUGACCAAACUUAAAACCAAACAUCAAUUUUAGUCACAAUGUAGCAAGACGUUCAGGCACUGCAUAAUGUGGGUUGCUUUCAGAUAGACUUUCUUCCAGAGAUAUUGUUGUUAUGGAGGUUACAUACAGGCACAUAUGUUACUAGCCUUAUUCACCCCUCAUAACCACCAGUGGAAUUGAGAAUCACCUGUAUAACUUACACUAGCCACAAUAUAAUGAGGAACCUGGUGUGCCUUAAUGGAAAGGGGCUUGAAGAUGACCACCAUAUUCACACCACUGGGAGCUAGGUUCACCUUGUAGAACUAGGAAGAAUUGCAUGGCAGGAUACCUCAUAGAUGCUCCGCAUAGUCUGGCAUAUCACAUUUAGGGCCAGGUAUCCAGCCUGUCUAUAGACCGUGGUGAUGUCCACCACACAAUGGGCAACCAAUAACAUUCAUCUUUGGCUGCUCAAAAGGAGGGGCCUAACGGGACUCAUAAUGAGGUGAUUCCACUACAAUCCAGCUGUGUCUCAUCCUUCUAGAAACAUCAUCAUCAGCUUGAAAUACUUGUAUUACAACCCUUUCAAAACCUUCUUCCACUCAACAUGAGUUAACCAAAACCUGGAGGUGUCUCAGAAUAGGUAUAGAGAACUUGAAGGUCAGAUUGCCUACUCUCAAUUCUAGAUAGUUGAUGUGUUCUGGUCUUACAUCAGGGUUCCACAUGCCGCUAUGCCCUUGUAGCUCCACACUGCCCCCAAGCCUGUAACUGAAACAUCUGUCGUGACUCAUUCUGAUGGAGCAUCUCUGCUCAGCAGACCCCUUUCCUUAGAAAAGCUUUGCAUCUCUAGCAAACUAGAGCUUGUGCCACUCUUUCGGAACCAGUUCGACCACCAUAUCAUGCAAAAAAGAGAUGAUCUUUAGGAAUUGGAUGGAAAUCGCCAUUCUUUUUCUGAACAAGAUGAUAGCCGCAUACACUGUGUACGUGGUCCUACGUGUGUACGAGGUGAGAAUAAUAAAGAGAAAGAUGGCUGUAUGGCUAGAAUUUAUUCCAAAAAAAACUGCAUCAUACCUUACAUCGUGACUUUUUUGGAAGGUGGAAGAUACCCAGGUGACUCUCACUACCCCUUACAGUUAGGACGGGUCAAAUAGAACAGACUUAUGCAUUCAAGCUAGUGGUAAUGGAUAACACAGCAGUGUUAUGUCUGCAUCCUUAUAUUUGGUCAAAGGCAACAUACAGUAUACAAUUACAAAAUUUUAUAACAAUAGAACAACUUGUAACAAUCGAUAUUGUCCCAGGAAAAACUCCCUGAGAUAACAACACACUGUCAGAGGCAGCAAAAGUGUUCGUUUUUUUUUGAGAGUAAUACUCCAAUUGUUUAAAUAGAAUCGUUCAUUAUAAUUAUUGUAUGCAAUCAUCGUUCUCUUAUAGGUGCCGCUUUCACUUGGUGGUGGGGGGGAUAGCUAGCUUGCUAAUGUAACAUCUAUGGUUCCUACAAAAUCACAGACACCUGUAUCGCCCAUAAUCACCUUAUUUUUGCUCCUCUCCAGGGUAAGAGGGGUCAAAAGGGGGAAAAUCCAGUGCAAACUACUUAAAACAGUUGUAUCUUUCUUAGGUCUACUAAAUUUACAAAACGCUGAAACACCAAAUCCAUUAAAAAAAAACAAACAAUCUAUUUUUUGGUAGCAAUGCAUAAAAAAAAAAAAAAACUGCAAAUAAACAAAGAUAAUAUAUUAAAAAAAACUUUUCCAGUAAAAUGGUUGAGUGUCAGGUCACAUUAUAAAGAUGCGCCAUGCUCUUGCACUGGCAUGACUCGUAUGGCAAAUGCCUACAUUGGACUCGUUCUUUAUUCUUCGGACUCAUUAAAAUGCAGCAUUUAUUAACACAGGAUUAUAUUGUAUUGCAAGCGGCACUACGGUGGUUCAGGUUACGAUCCUCGGUUCAAAAUGACCUUCACGCUCCAUCCAUCUGCAUUAUCCUUUAAAUGUAUUACUUUCUUGAUAUUGAAUCUAUUGAACAUAUUUUCGUAAACGUUUCAUGCUUUCCUCAAUCAUUUGUGGAUUUUGAUUCGUUUCCAAUGUCAUUUCUGAAUGCACAGUGUGUGAUUAGGAUCUUGAAUAAACCAAUAAAAGAUCACAGUGCAGCUUGAGGGGUUUACAGAAACGCUCCUGAUUUUUGGACGCAGUACGGAGGGAAUGCAGCCUUAACUUUACUCAGUAUUCACACGCCUGAUGCUCACCUGAAUGAGUGAAUGACCAGCAUGAUUACGUAACGCAGUAGAGAUACGAUACACAGCUGUAUAAAAGAAGUCCCUUAAAAACCAUAUAAUGCACGGUUUGAAUAUAUUGCACAUCUUUGAUUGUUCCAAUCUUUUUUUUUUCUUGUUUUUUUCCCCAGUGCUUAUGUGAAUGUGAUGUUGCAGGUAUUGUAUGUAUAUUGUAUAAGAUUUGUCAUUAUGUACUGCAUAGCCCUGCAUAAAUUUUAAACUGAAUGAGAAGUAAAUGUCAGGUGGACCAUAGAUUUUGUUCAGUUAAUGUGGGUCAUUGCUUUUGCAUCGGGCAAAAUGUACACUAGACAGAAUUAAAAUAAACUAUAAAGUAAAUUA
Molecule: messenger RNA, 6988 nt
Organism: Ictalurus punctatus (channel catfish)
Lineage: Eukaryota; Metazoa; Chordata; Actinopteri; Siluriformes; Ictaluridae
Gene: scn2b
Product: sodium channel, voltage-gated, type II, beta
Exons: 6
Coding region: 156-824 (222 amino acids)
Cellular component (GO): membrane
Source: RefSeq, a predicted model, not a curated record